AUAUUUUUGAAAAUAUAUUGAAACUGUUGACUUUAAUAAAAAGUUUCAAAUCUUUAUGAAUAAGAAAGAGUGACUGUUAAUGCAUUAUAGUGUAACUGUUGAUCAUAUACUACUCAUCUCAGAUUCUCAGUAAUGGAUUUCAGCUGCUGUUCAAAGCUGUUCUUUGUUUUGUUCAUACUGUUUUUCUAUUUGUUACAAGUUUGUAUUUCCAUAGACACCAUCACAUCAUCUCAAUUCAUCAAGGACCCUGACACUCUACUCUCCAAAGAUGGUAAUUUCACCUUUGGAUUCUUUAGCCCUAUAAAUUCUACAAACCGCUACGUUGGAAUUUGGUGGAAGCUUCAAUCUACAACAAUAUGGGUGGCAAACAGAAACCAACCACUGAAUGAUUCUAAUGGGAUUAUCACAAUAUCUGAAGAUGGAAAUCUUGUGGUAUUGAACGGACAGAAACAAGUCAUUUGGUCAUCGAAUGUUUCCAAUAUAGCAUCCAAUACCACUUCUCAGUUUUCGGAUUUCGGUAACCUUGUCCUUAGGGAGAGCACAACUGGAAACAUCUUAUGGAAGUGUAUUCAGGAUCCUUCGGAUACAUUACUUCCUGAUAUGAAACUUUCUAUGAGCAAAAGAACAGGUAAGAGUGUAAACCUCAAAUCAUGGAAAAGCCCUUCUGAUCCAUCUGUUGGCAACUUCUCUUGCAGUACGUUUGAAUACCUACAUAUAAUUGAAGUGUUCGUUUGGAAUGAUACUCGUCCAUAUUGGCGCAGUGGUCCUUGGAAUGGAGAGGUCUUCACUGGGGUACAGACAAUGACAGUGGCAUAUUUUUUUCGUUUUCGAGGAGGUGAUGAUGGAGAAGGGAAUACUAACAUAUAUUAUACAAUACAAAAUGAUGAGGAAUUUUUUAUCUAUCACCUGAACUCGCAAGGAAAAGUAGAAAAAACAUUUUGGGAUGAAGAGAAGAAAGAAAUGCAAGUUAGAUGGACAAGCCGAGAAUCAGAGUGUGAUGUUUAUGGUAUAUGUGGGGCAUUUGCAAGAUGUAAUUCAUUGAGCUCACCAAUAUGUAGCUGUUUGAGAGGAUUUGAACCCCGAAAUAUACAUGAAUGGAAUAUACAUAACUGGACCGGAGGGUGUGUUAGGAGGACACCUUUGCAGUGUGAAAGCGUCAACAAUAAAACCACAAAUACAAAUCAAGAUGGGUAUUUGAAACUACAGAUGGUUAAAGUUCCAGAUUUUGCCGAAGGUUUAGCUGUUACACCAGAUAUAUGCAAAAGCCUAUGUUUGGAGAAUUGCUCUUGCCUUGCAUAUUCUCAUGAGGCUGUGAUUGGCUGUAUGACUUGGACCAGGAAUCUAAUUGACAUAGAACAACUCGAAAGUGGAGGACUUGAUCUAUAUGUUCGCGUAGCAUAUGCAGAACUUGAUCGAGGGAGAAACAAGACAAUCAUCAUUGUAAGUACGGUGAUUGUUGGAACUCUCAUAGUUGUCAUUUUUGCAUAUAUAAUCUGGAGAAGGACAUCAAAUCACCCAGGUGGAACAUCAGAAGUUCAUACUAGUGACAAUGUAAUUGGAGAAAUGUCCCAAGCUAAACUACAAGAGCUAUUAAUAUUUGAUUUUGAAAAGCUUGCAACUGCCACAAACAACUUCGACUUAUCCAACAAACUUGGACAGGGUGGUUUUGGUCCCGUAUACAAGGGGAAACUGCAAGAUGGUCAAGAAAUAGCAGUUAAGAGACUAUCUAGAGCAUCUGGCCAAGGGCUAGAAGAAUUCAUGAAUGAAGUUGUGGUCCUUUGUAAGCUUCAACACCGUAAUCUUGUAAGACUUCUUGGCUGCUGUGUUGACGGUGAUGAAAAGAUGUUGAUGUAUGAGUACAUGCCAAACAAAAGUUUGGAUGCAUUUAUAUUUGAUCCAUCAAAAAAUAAACUCCUUGAUUGGAGGACACGGUAUAGCAUUAUAGAAGGAAUAGCUCGAGGAUUGUUGUAUCUUCACAGAGAUUCUAGACUAAGAAUUAUACAUAGAGAUUUGAAAGUAAGUAAUAUCUUGUUAGACGAGGCGCUGAAUCCAAAAAUAUCUGACUUUGGUAUGGCUAGAAUCUUUGGAGGGAGAGAAGAUCAUGCAAAUACUAAUAGGGUUGUCGGAACUUAUGGCUAUAUGUCUCCCGAAUAUGCAAUGAAAGGACUUUUCUCAGAGAAAUCAGAUGUUUUUAGCUUUGGUGUUUUGAUACUAGAGAUCAUUAUUGGUAGAAGGAACUCAAGCUUUUAUGACAAUGAGCUUGCUUUGAAUCUAUUAGGAUUUGUUUGGAUUCACUGGAGGGAAGACAAUAUUUUGUCUAUAAUAGAAUCAGAAAUAUAUGAUCAUAAUCAUCACAUGAAUGUUUUGAGAUGCAUACAAAUAGGACUUUUAUGUGUACAAGAAUCAUCUGUAGACAGGCCUACUAUGGCUACAGUAAUUUCGAUGCUUGACAGUGAGGUUGCAUCUCUUCCUCCUCCAAAUGAACCUGCAUUCCUCUUGAUGCAGAAUAUCAAUCUGCCACCUGAAGAAAAUCAAAGCAUUAAUAAAGUCAGUAUUACAGAAGUAUCUGGCAGAUAGCACACUAUGGACUCUAAGAAAGGAUUUUGAGGAUAAUGGAUAUAUGGUCAAUACUAGAAUAUUUUUUAAUAUAUAAAAUUUGUGAGAAAAUAAAACUCAGUUGUAAUGGAAGACAUUCAUGUGGCUCUUUGUGUGGCAUAUUAAUAAUGGCAUAUUAAUAACGACUUUAUGUUUCUUCAA
Messenger RNA from Trifolium pratense (red clover), 2757 nucleotides. Its product is annotated as G-type lectin S-receptor-like serine/threonine-protein kinase At1g11300. Gene Ontology annotation, biological process: protein phosphorylation; recognition of pollen. Bases 133 to 2577 code for a protein of 814 amino acids. The transcript has 7 exons. Gene Ontology annotation, molecular function: protein serine/threonine kinase activity; ATP binding. NCBI's taxonomy places the organism in Eukaryota, Viridiplantae, Streptophyta, Magnoliopsida, Fabales, Fabaceae. The record is from RefSeq and is a predicted model, not a curated record.